GGAGCCGCGUGUGCUCAGCUGCGCACCAGGUUGCUCCUGCCUGUGCUCUACAGCAGUGCACAGAAGGCCAGGAGAUCAAGGCACCUCUCCAGAAACAGAGUGAUGGAGAAGCAUUGAAUGGACUAACAGUGGAUUUAGGAGAGAUACAUGGCCAGCUCCCAAGAGAAGCAGAAACAACUUAGUGCCGGUUGCUCCAUCGCUGAUCUCCGACUUCCCUUUUCUCACCAGUGCAAAGAGACUUUUCCUCCGUAUUUUUUGAGUUGGUUUGGUGAUAGCCACUUGACCUCCCCUUCUUUUUUCCCUUCACAAUGGUGAGGUGGUUUCAUCGUGACCUGAGUGGGCUGGAAGCUGAAGCCUUACUGAAGGGACGAGGUGUCCAUGGGAGCUUUCUAGCCAGACCCAGUCGAAAGAAUCAAGGGGAUUUUUCCCUUUCGGUUAGGGUUGGCGAUCAGGUAACCCACAUCCGUAUCCAGAAUACUGGGGAUUUCUAUGACCUAUAUGGAGGAGAGAAGUUUGCCACACUUUCAGAACUGGUGGAGUACUACACACAGCAGCAGGGCUCACUGCAAGACAAAGAUGGAACCAUCAUUGACUUGCGAUAUCCGCUCAACUGUUCUGAUCCAACUACUGAGAGGUGGUACCAUGGGCAUCUGUCAGGUGUUGCAGCUGAAUCACUUCUCCAGGCCAAAGCCACCCCGUGGACCUUCUUGGUGCGGGAGAGCCUCAGCAAACCUGGGGAUUUUGUCUUGUCUGUCCUGACUGACCAACCUAAACCUGGGUCUGAUGCUCCACCAGCUGGAGCAACCAGUGCCUCUGGGGCCCGUCUCAAAGUCACCCACAUCAAAAUCAUGUGUGAGAAUGGACGUUAUACAGUUGGAGGUUCUGAAAAGUUUGACAGCUUGGCAGAUCUUGUGGAGCACUUCAAGAAGACUGGGAUUGAAGAGGUGUCUGGCUCUUUUGUAUACCUGAAGCAGCCCUACUAUGCUACAAGGGUGAAUGCUGCUGACAUUGAGAAUAGAGUGCAUGAACUGAACAAGAAGAGUUUAUCUGAGGAAACAUCGAAGGCUGGAUUCUGGGAGGAAUUUGAUAGCCUGCAAAAACAGGAAGCCAAACAACUGUUUGACCGUCAUGAAGGCCAGAGACCUGAAAACAAGAGCAAGAAUCGAUACAAGAACAUCUUGCCUUUUGAUCACUCUAGAGUCAUCCUCCAAGGAAGGGACCCAAAUAUCCCUGGAUCUGACUAUAUCAACGCCAACUAUGUAAAGAACAAUCUGAUCAGUCCAGAUGAGUGCCCCAAGACCUACAUCGCUAGCCAGGGUUGUCUGGAUACCACUGUCAAUGACUUCUGGCAAAUGGUGUGGCAGGAGAACACACAUAUUAUUGUUAUGACCACACGGGAAGUAGAAAAAGGACGGAAUAAAUGUGUGCCCUACUGGCCAGAGGCAGGCAGCACAAAAGAAUAUGGUCCCUACCUUGUGGAGAAUGUUGGGGAGCACGACGCAUUGGAAUACAAACUCCGGCAUCUCUGUGUGUGUCCAAUAAAUGAUAGUGAGGCUGUGCGUGAGAUCUGGCAGUACCAGUACCUGAGCUGGCCUGACCACGGUGUCCCCAGUGAGCCAGGAGGAGUGCUGAGCUUCCUCGAUCAAAUAAACCAGAAGCAGGAGAGCAUUCCAAAUGCGGGGCCUAUUCUGGUGCAUUGCAGUGCUGGGAUUGGCCGCACUGGGACUAUCAUCGUCAUUGAUAUGAUAGUGGAAACAAUCUCCACCAAGGGGCUGGACUGUGACAUUGACAUCCAGAAGACCAUCCAGAUGGUGAGGGCCCAACGCUCAGGGAUGGUGCAGACAGAAGCCCAGUACAAGUUCAUCUACAUGGCCAUCUGCCAAUUCAUAGAGACAACAAAGAGAAAGCUGGAGGUUAUCCAGUCUCAGAAAAGCAAGCAAAAUGAGUCGGAGUAUGGGAACAUAACCUACCCACCUGCAGUGAAGAAUAUGCAUGCCAAGGUCUCACGAAAAUCCUCCAAGCAGAAAGAGACAAUUUAUGAAAAUUUGGGUAAAAAGGAGGAGAAGGUACGGAAACAGCUGUCCUCGGAGAAGAAGCUGAAAAGCUCACUAAAGAAGAAAUAAGCACAGAUUGCAGGUAGCCCCAAGGGAGUUUUAAACACGGAGUGCAAGAUGGGAGCUCACAUCCAGGCUGGCCAGUCUCACAUUCCUGCCUCUUGGACUGGAAGUAGGCCUUCCCCAUUUCUUCCCUGCCAUCUUUCAGAGCUCUGAACCAGGCUGCUUUCCAGCUAGCUGACCGACUUCAGUGUCCCUUGCCUGUACAAGCCUGUGACAACUCCCACUGCCCUUCAUCAUUAAUUAACAGGAAAAAUCACACCCCUUCUUUCCCUUGAUCCUUGUACACUGGCACCCAAACUCACUGCUGCUUCAGCAGUUCCUCUUCUUGAGGAGUUAAGGAAGAGCUUUACAGGAACUACAUCUCUAUCUGCUCCAUUGAGUUUAGCCUGUUUAGCGUUCCCCGAAACCUCAUCUUUUAAAAUCUGGCAUUUCUGCCCUAUUUCAGCUUAGCUCCUCUGUAAUUCAACAGGAAACUUCCUCUUUUCUUUAUCCUGACCCUCUACACAAUAAUCUCUCUUCUUUUCCAUCUUACAACUGAAUGCUGUAAAUAUGCCAGUGUGUGAUGGUGUGAUGGCUGUUUUAUCUUCUGUUUGUAAAUAAAGGUGUACUUGUUUAAA
Molecule: messenger RNA, 2734 nt
Organism: Gallus gallus (chicken)
Lineage: Eukaryota; Metazoa; Chordata; Aves; Galliformes; Phasianidae
Gene: PTPN6
Product: protein tyrosine phosphatase non-receptor type 6
Exons: 15
Coding region: 309-2123 (604 amino acids)
Biological process (GO): protein dephosphorylation
Molecular function (GO): protein tyrosine phosphatase activity
Source: RefSeq, marked provisional